Messenger RNA from Didymodactylos carnosus, 969 nucleotides. Lineage: Eukaryota; Metazoa; Rotifera; Eurotatoria; Philodinida; Philodinidae. The record is from the annotation of a GenBank genome assembly.
AUGUAUCUAUUGUUCUAUUUUCUUGGUAUUUUUAAUCUAUUAUUAGCAUUUGCUCAACAGCCUAGACUAAUUGUAGAAAUGAAAACAAAUACUUCAAUUAUUCGUGUACAUCAAUGCGGUUCUAGACGAGAUUUAUGUUUAAAUACUCGAGGAACAAAUACGAUACAAUCGUCGAUAAAUAUGGACGAACCACUUAGAGCAAUCCAUGAGUAUAGUAAUACAAUGUUAUGCAGUUUACUAUGGAAUCCAGAACCCAAUAAUGUACUUGUUAUUGGACUCGGCGGUGGAGUAAUUCCCCGAACAUUUCGUUAUUACUAUCCGAAAACAAUAAUUGAUAUUGUUGAAAUUGAUCCGAAUAUUGUACAAAUAGCCAAAGAACAUUUUCUAUUUAAGAUCGAUCCGUUAAUGAAUCUAUUUGUAAAUGAUGCAAGACUUUAUAUUCGAUCUGUGAUUAACCAACAACUGAAAACAUAUGAUAUUAUUUUUUCUGAUGCAUUUACAGAAUCUGAUGAAGGAACACCAUUUCAUUUAAAGACUGUUGAAUAUUUGUUUGAAUUGAAACAGUUAUUAUCAAAACAGAAUGGUAUUUUAGUAACAUAUAUCCAGAAAGAUUCUUCUGAUUAUUAUAAUAGUCGACAAACAUAUUCAUUUGUUUUCAAAUAUAAUUAUGCUUUUAGUGGGCAAACAUGUAACUGUGUCGUUCUUGUAUCAUACGAUAAUCAUUUGUUUCCAAUAUUAACACAAACGCAAAUGAUAAAUAACGCAAUUAUAAUUCAAGAAAACAAACAAUUUAUGUUCAAUUUGACAAUGGAAGCACUUAAAUUAGAAAAUGAUGAACAUAAAUGGAGCAAUAGCGGAACUGUGCUCAAUGAUAGAGCUAGAUUUGUUGCUACUAUUGUGGGAAAAAACUAUUUUUCAUUCUAUUCGGCAAUAGCAAACGACAUAAAGCCUAGUGGAAGUGUUUAUUGA